UGUAACUUACAGCCUACAAGAAUGGGAAAAGUUCAACCAGAGGAAAAAGAUGCCAAAGAAAAGACAACUGAGUUUAGUUUAGUGCGGGUCAAAAGUACAUGGAAGGGCCAACUGGGAAAAAAGAUCAAUAAGGACCGAGUGGACAGUGUCUCGGCUGCAAAAAUCUGUGAAAAUGUCACAGAGAAGGGUACAACCUGGACAGUUAUCAGUCCCAUUGUCUUUACUUACAAGGUAACUGAAACUCAGGGCUUGCUGGACCCAGGCAACGACACCCUCCUUCUGGGCCACAUCAAUGACCCUCAGCAGCUAGAGGACAUUAAAAAAUCAAACAAGCCAAUCAGACGCUUUGUGGUGGUUGACCAGGCAGUCUUUCAAAUCUAUGGCUCCAAGCUAACUGAAUACUUAGAGGCCAACAAUGUCUCUUACAAGAUCUUGGCUCUACCCACCACUGAGGAGAACAAAUCUAUGGAGAUGGCCCUGAAGAUCUUAGAUGAGGUCAACAACUUCUCUCUUGACCGACGAACAGAGCCCAUCAUUGCCAUUGGUGGAGGCGUGUGCCUUGACAUAGUGGGCUUUGCUGCCUCACUCUACAGGAGGCGCACUCCUUACAUCAGAGUCCCAACCACACUGCUCUCCUACAUCGAUGCCAGCGUAGGGGCAAAGACAGGGGUUAACUUUGCAAACUGCAAGAAUAAGCUGGGUGCCUACAUUCCACCUGCUGCCACCUUCCUUGAUCUAUCAUUCAUACAGACUGUUUCCCGACGACAUAUCUCCAAUGGGCUGGCAGAGAUUUUAAAGAUGGCUAUGAUGAAGCACGGCGGCCUCUUCGAACUUCUCGAGAAACAUGGCUCUAUGCUAUUGGACACUAAAUUCCAAAUUGAUAACAGUGUAUAUGGGUGCAGCACCCUAAAGGCUGCAUCACAGGCAACUCGCAUAGCUAUUAUGACUAUGUUGGAGGAGCUUGCCCCAAACCUUUGGGAGGAUGACCUCGACAGACUUGUGGACUUUGGCCAUCUUAUCAGUCCAGCAUUAGAGAUGAAAGUUCUCCCGUCUCUGCUUCACGGUGAGGCAGUGAACAUAGAUAUGUCCUAUAUGGUUUAUGUGUCCAAAGAGAGUGGUCUAUUGACAGAAGAGGAGAAGCAGAGGAUCAUCAGCUGCAUGGUGAGCCUGGAGCUUCCUGUCUGGCAUCAAGAGUUUACUAUGGAGCUCAUACAGAAUUCUCUGCAGGACAGGCUGAAACAUUCUGGCGGCCUGGUCAGAAUGCCUCUCCCUGUAGGUCUCGGGGAAGCAGAAAUUUUUAAUAACACAUCAUAUGAGAUCCUGCACAGAGCUUACGAAAAAUGGUGCGAGGAACUGAGCACCGCUUCUGAGAGCAACUGUGACCCUUAAUAGUGUCAUCCUACAACCCCCUCAA
Pundamilia nyererei is the source of this 1414-nucleotide messenger RNA. It is a transcript of the gene eevs, whose product is annotated as 2-epi-5-epi-valiolone synthase. The coding region runs from base 22 to 1389 and encodes 455 amino acids. Gene Ontology annotation, molecular function: 3-dehydroquinate synthase activity. The transcript is spliced from 5 exons. The record is from RefSeq and is a predicted model, not a curated record. Lineage: Eukaryota; Metazoa; Chordata; Actinopteri; Cichliformes; Cichlidae. Gene Ontology annotation, biological process: antibiotic biosynthetic process.